Rhinichthys klamathensis goyatoka is the source of this 1233-nucleotide messenger RNA. RefSeq names its product tRNA-histidine guanylyltransferase 1-like (gene thg1l). The coding region runs from base 281 to 1174 and encodes 297 amino acids. The record is from RefSeq and is a predicted model, not a curated record. Gene Ontology annotation, biological process: tRNA modification. Lineage: Eukaryota; Metazoa; Chordata; Actinopteri; Cypriniformes; Leuciscidae. The transcript is spliced from 6 exons. Gene Ontology annotation, molecular function: tRNA guanylyltransferase activity; magnesium ion binding.
ACCAAUACACUGAACGCUCAUUCACAUGUGAGUUUUGACACAACAUACUUCCGGUUAGGAAAUAAAUAUUGUGUAAACAAUACAACGUUACAUAUUUAAUAAUACAACGCGUUUUAAGAUUUAAGAUUAAUACCAAUAAUCUUUCGUUGAAGUUCCUGAGACAUGAAUAUUAAAAAUGCGCUUUCUGGAUGUCAGCUAACUAGUUACGUCUCACAAAUAUUUUGAACUAACAAAAUAUUUAAGUUAAACUAAUUCAAUAACUCGUAACUCUGAUAUCCUUAUGCUGAGACUAUUGUCGGUGAACUUUGGAGGGCUUAUAAAGCACAAGACACUCUUAAGUCUUAAAUUUAGCACAUCAUCAGUCAUGGCCAAAAGCAAAUUUGAAUACGUGAGAAACUUUGAGCUUGACGACAAAUGUUUGAAAAACUGCUAUAUUGUGGUUCGGCUAGAUGGACGCAACUUCCACAAGUUUUCUGAUCAGCAUAACUUCAUUAAACCCAAUGAUGACAGAGCUCUGGGUUUGAUGAGCCGCAGUGCCCGUUCGGUCAUGGAGGAUCUGGAGGACAUCACUAUAGCCUAUGGACAGAGUGACGAGUUCAGCUUUGUGUUCAAAAGAUCAACCACCUGGUUCAAAAGAAGGGCAAGUAAACUGAUGACCCAUGUGACAUCCCAGUUUUCAUCUAGCUUUGUUUUCUAUUGGAAGGAGUUUUUCGGGGAGCAGCCGCUGCUGUACCCGCCCAGCUUUGAUGGCAGGGUGGUGCUGUAUCCUACCAACCGUAACCUUAAAGAUUAUCUAAGCUGGAGACAGGCAGACUGUCACAUUAACAAUUUGUACAACACUACGUUUUGGACGCUGGUGCAGAAAGGAGGAUUGACCACAACACAGGCUGAAGAGAGACUCAAUGGAACCCAAGCAGCGGAUAAGAACGAGAUCUUGUUUUCUGAGUUCAGUAUCAAUUACAAUAAUCAAUCCUCAUUUCACAAAAAAGGCACAACUUUAAUAUGGGAAAAGGUGACUGAAAGCGCAACUAAACAGAUCAAGCGGCCAGAUGAAGGAGAGUCAGAAGUUACUGUGACACGGACCAGAAAGAAGGUUACAAGUCAUUCCUGUGAUAUCAUUGGAGAUCAGUUCUGGGAAGAACAUGCAGACAUUCUGGAAAGUGACCAGUGUUGAUCACACUGUUAAAAAACUCAGACCAAAAAUGCGAGUUUAUUUUUCCUUUUGGUGUUUAA